AGCACGCCGGGCCCAAUCUUGAACAAAAGUUCCUUCCCCCUUCAAUUCCCUUUUCAGGGAACGCCACCGUGCAUCGCCCAGCUCCAUAUCUCCGGCAUGUGAUGUGCGCUGCUCUCGAUCGCCCAGGGGCUUGAACGUCACCAUGGGUGCAUAUCCAGCUAGGUAAAAUAGGCAGUAGGGUACUUAGGUACUUAGGUACCGGCUGCAUCCUGCGCGCAUCGAUGAAGCCGGCAAUGCAAGAUCGUCUUCCCCCCGGCUCGAAACCCAAUCUUUCCGACGCCGCUGCGGGGUGUGUGUCUGUGUGUGUGUUUGCUUUACUGGGAGCCCAUCAAGCGAUCGAUAAAUAGGUUCUCCAUCCCCGCGGCUAUUCUUUCCGCACGCACGUACUGCACGUCCGUCAUGUCGAAGUCCCAGGGUCCAGUAGUGGCUGGCGUGGCUGUCGCUUUCGCGGCCCUGACCUUCGUGGUCAUCUGUCUGCGGCUGUUUGCGCGGGUCUAUGUGUUGAAGAGGAUGGGGCUGGAUGAUUUUCUCAUCAUCGGUGCAUGCUUUCUCUCGUGGGCAUUUACAACCGUCACGGUCGUCGCCGUCCACCAUGGAAUGGGCAAGCAUCUAGUAGAUGUGGACGAGAACGGCCUCAUGACCUACUCCUUCGCCGUCUGGCUCAGCUCCAUGUUCUACCUUGCCUGUCUCGGCUUCGUCAAAACCUCGGUGUGCUGGUUCUACACCCGACUCGGCGACAAGCAUCUCACGCGCGCAGCAAUCGUGAUGAUGUGCGUGGUGGGCGCACAAGCAACAUCCUUCGUCCUGACCGCGGCCUUCCAAUGCCAGCCCAUCGCCAAAGCCUGGGACACCAGCAUCCCCGGGAAAUGCGUGACCAUCAACGUCUUCUACCUCUGCAACGCGGCCCUGAACAUCCUCACCGACCUGGUGACCUAUUCGCUCCCGAUCCGGGUCAUCCUGAGACUCCACAUGCCGCUGAAGCAGAAACUGGCACUGGGAGGAAUCCUCUGUCUGGGAUUAUUCGCCUGCAUCUCCUCGAUCAUCCGAAUCACUUACAUCCCCAGCAUGCUCACGUCGGCGGACUACACGUACGCCAUCAGCGGGGCAAUGUACUGGUCCGCGAUCGAGAUCAACGUCGGCAUCCUCGCGUCUUCCAUCCCGUCCUUCAAAGCCAUCGCAUCGCGGUUCCUCCCACGGCUCAUCGGCGAAUACAGCGCCGACAAGGGCUACAACUGGUCCAGCAGCAACAACAACAACAACAACAACAGCAACAAUCAAAACAAGCGCUACGGGUCCGGCUUCUCCAAGGUCCGGGAACAUACCUUCGGCAUGAGUAUCCUGAAUACGCGCGGCGAGGAGGAGACAGUCACGGAUACGCAUAUCGGGCGGAAUACAAGCGAGGAGAGGAUCAUUAUCCCCGAGGGAAAGAUCUUCGCUCAUACAGAGAUUGAGACGAAUGUGGAGGUUAGUCCCGAUUAUGUCGUUGAGACGGUGCCAUCGUUUGAGAGGGAGAGGUCGAGGUGAGGACGAGGAUGGAUGCGUUCGUUAGUAAACGUGGACUUGAAUGGGGUGGCUGGGGUGGAGGGGGGGGUGUUGUGUA
Aspergillus heteromorphus CBS 117.55 is the source of this 1600-nucleotide messenger RNA. RefSeq names its product putative integral membrane protein Pth11-like. NCBI's taxonomy places the organism in Eukaryota, Fungi, Ascomycota, Eurotiomycetes, Eurotiales, Aspergillaceae. The coding region runs from base 400 to 1524 and encodes 374 amino acids. The record is from RefSeq and is a predicted model, not a curated record. The transcript is spliced from 6 exons.